Messenger RNA from Acaulospora morrowiae, 225 nucleotides. Lineage: Eukaryota; Fungi; Glomeromycota; Glomeromycetes; Diversisporales; Acaulosporaceae. The record is from the annotation of a GenBank genome assembly.
AUGACAAAACGCAGUCGUAAGAUGCAUCCUAUUGAGAAUUUACUGAAAUUGGGAUUACAUUUCGAAUCAGUGGAUUCUUGCAUUCUUUCACCACAAAAGGAUUCAAUUCAACGCUGGUUCGAAGAGAAGGGAGUUUGUGUGACACUUGUGACAAUCAGGGUUGACGCCACAGUAGGAUCGUCGUCGAUUCACACCGGGAAGGGAUGGCGUGUGCCACGUCGUUGA